AUUUUAUAUAUAUAUUUUUAAAAUUGCUGGAAAGUUUUUGUAGUAACACACACAUCUCGUCCUCAUUCAUCUCUUCUAUUUCUAUUCUCAAAAUAAGAGCCCUACACUUCCCAUUCAUCCGUAUCUCUUUAUUGAAUUUUUGGUCAAAUUUUCCUCAUUUGAGUGUCUCAAAUUUGGAAUCUUUGGCUAAAAUCCUUUCUUCAUUUUUCUCUUUUUAUUCCUUUCUUCAUCACGUGUGAUUCAGGUGGUUAAUUGUGUAUUAAGAUCUGCUAUAUUUUUAUUUAUCUCUGUGUUCAAUGGGCGCAUUAGAUGAAGGGCACUAUCAUUCAGAAAUAGAGAAUGAAGUAAAUCUUGAGCUUGGGUUUGAGGUUCAGCCUGAAACUGUUGCUAUUAAGGAUGCUGUAAAAGUCCUUUUGCAAGGUUUGGGUGAAGAUAUUAAUAGGGAAGGCAUUAAAAAAACUCCUUUUCGUGUUGCUAAGGCUCUUCGUGAAGGAGCUAGAGAUUCUGCAAUCAUGAACCCUUUGUCCCUGUAUGUAUGAAAGGAAGGACAAGGGGUAGGGUGGUGGAAUUAGCUUUACCAGACAAACGAGCUUUGUCAUUUUCUAGGAGUAGCUAUUUCAGUUAAACGACAUCUUUUAUACCAUUAGAUACUUCAUCAAAAGUUAUAUAGAUGGACACUUGGGGGAAAGAGAGACAAAUUAAGUUUUGAAAGUACUUACAGAUUUCAGGUUAGGGAUGGUUGUUUCCAAUCCCUCAAAACAUCUCAAGUUCUUGUCCCUCCAGAUGGCCCCAUAAAUGCAGCUUCGGAUGGUUUGCCAUAACUUCUGAUCGAUCACUUUCCAGCUUUCCACUGUCCCCUUUAUUCACUAGUUUCCUACGCAACUGUUAGUUGGCUUUGCAUUUAGUGAAGCAUGAGUCGGCGAAGCUUCCAGGAAAAAGGUUACAAACAAAAAGUGAAUGAUAUUGUUCAUGGCGCUUUAUUCCCUGAAGCUGGAUUGGAAGGUGGAAGCGGUCAGGCUGGAGGAGUUGGUGGGCUUGUGAUUGUUCGAGAUCUUGAUCUCUUCUCAUACUGUGAGUCUUGCUUGCUCCCGUUCCAGGUCAAGUGUCAUGUAGGUUAUGUUCCAUCCGGACAAAGGGUUGUAGGACUAAGCAAGCUCUCUCGGGUGGCUGAUAUUUUUGCCAAACGGCUCCAAAGUCCACAGCGUCUUGCCGAUGAAAUUUGCGCUGCUUUGCAGCAUGGAAUUAAGCCAACAGGUGUUGCUGUGGUUCUACAGUGUUCACAUAUUCAUUUCCCAAAUUUCGAAACAGCCUUUCUCAACUCGACUCCCCAAGGAUGGGUAAAGAUAUUAGUCACCUCAGGUUCUGGUGUUUUUGAGGAUGAAAAAGCUGAUGUUUGGACUGAUUUUUUAAGUCUUCUGAAAUUCAGAGGUAUAAGCAUAGAAAGUGCCCACCCAAUGCUCUCCGACCAAUCAUGGUGCCCGUCUCAAUCUUUUGGCAGGUUGGGACAAGCAAAUUCAGCUAUGACAAAUGCAGUGCUUUCGAUACUUAAGUCUCUGGGUGAGGACACGUCGAGGGAAGAGCUUGUAGGAACACCAUCUCGGUUCGUCAAGUGGUUCAUGAACUUUAGUAAUUCUAAUCUGGAGAUGAAACUGAGUGGCUUUGUUCGAAAUAGAAUAGAUACUCGAAGUCAUUCUGGUCAGGUUGGUAGUUUCAAAGAUGGUAUCUGCUCUGAGCUCAAUUUAUCGUUCUGGUCUCAGUGCGAACAUCAUCUACUUCCUUUCCAAGGUGUUGUGCACAUUGGUUAUUACUCUUUGGACGGACUGAAUCCAGUUGGAAGAGCGCUAUUGCAAUCAGUAGUACACUUUUAUGGCUUUAAACUCCAAGUACAGGAAAGACUUACCAGGCAGAUAGCUGAGACUGUUUCGUCGCUCUUAGGUGAAGACAUAAUAGUAGUCGUGGAAGCAAAUCACACCUGUAUGAUAUCUAGAGGAAUUGAGAAGUUUGGAAGCAACACGGCCACAUUUGCUGUGUUGGGUCGAUUUUCCACUGAUCCUGCUGCAAGAGCAAAGUUUUUGCAGAGCCUCCCAGAUUCUUGUUCUGCAGGAAAAUGAUGUCGUGACUGAAGGGAAACAUAUAGGUUGCAUCAAGUAAACUUGCACUGAAUUCGCGAACAUAGGUCCUUUGCUCGGAAUGCAAGGUCCUGUUUUUGACUUCUAUACCGUAGUGAUAAAUGAGGUGAUGAAUUUUUAUCCAUGUUUUCCAUCCAUAUAUUCUGUAGCAUGAGCGAGGGUGAAUACCAGCAACUUCCAAAGUUGCCCUUGAUUCUUUUUUCUAAUGCAGUUGCCCUUGAUUGAAGUGUUAUACUUGGCACAUUGUGCCAUAUAGCUUAUACAUGAUGUUUUCCUAUGUUUUCUGCAACAUUAAUGUUACUGAAGUCCUGUUUGAAUUCAUUCAGUAUGAUGUUUUUGAUAAGGCAUUUCAGUAU
This is a messenger RNA of Nicotiana tabacum (common tobacco), 2485 nucleotides long. Its product is annotated as GTP cyclohydrolase 1. Gene Ontology annotation, biological process: tetrahydrobiopterin biosynthetic process; tetrahydrofolate biosynthetic process. Gene Ontology annotation, molecular function: zinc ion binding; GTP cyclohydrolase I activity; GTP binding. Lineage: Eukaryota; Viridiplantae; Streptophyta; Magnoliopsida; Solanales; Solanaceae. Gene Ontology annotation, cellular component: cytoplasm. The record is from RefSeq and is a predicted model, not a curated record.